Messenger RNA from Eruca vesicaria subsp. sativa (arugula), 477 nucleotides. The record is from the annotation of a GenBank genome assembly. Lineage: Eukaryota; Viridiplantae; Streptophyta; Magnoliopsida; Brassicales; Brassicaceae.
AUGACAGAGAUCAUUGAUUUAGAACAAGGAGCGGCGUACGGUUAUCACCGACGGUCAUUCGGUGGAAGUGACGUCAGCGUAUAUUAUUCAGACGGGGAAGACAUGACGUCAUGGGUGGUGGAAACGAGCGGUGGAGGUGCGAUGGAGUUAGGGUGUUCGUGUAAGGAAGAUUUGGCUAUUGCUCAUAGACAAUGUGCUGAAACUUGGUUCAAGAUCAAAGGCGACAAAAUCUGUGAGAUUUGCCAAUCGGUAGCCAAAAACGUGGGGGGUGCGAACGAAAUGCAUGUGACGUCAACAGUGGAGGAAAGAGAGUUGAGAAACGGUGGAGGCGGUGAGGAGACUGCAGCAGUAGCAGCAGCAAUAGCGAUAGAGAACAGGUGGCAGCCACAGAGAGUAGUGAAUAUAGUGUUAGCUUGUAUGGUCUUUGGCUUCGUCAUAUCUUGGCUCUUUCAUUUCCAUGUCUCAUCGUCAUCUUAA